This is a messenger RNA of Trematosphaeria pertusa, 1183 nucleotides long. RefSeq lists its product as uncharacterized. The record is from RefSeq and is a predicted model, not a curated record. NCBI's taxonomy places the organism in Eukaryota, Fungi, Ascomycota, Dothideomycetes, Pleosporales, Trematosphaeriaceae. The coding region runs from base 259 to 984 and encodes 241 amino acids. The transcript has 4 exons.
CCGAACUGCUCAGCUCAGCCGCAAUUGCCAGUACGCUCGUCGGGCAUGACCGCUCGUCGCAGUCACCCGUGGGAGUGGCGCCCUCCAGCUCCGCUGACUCUGCGCCGCAUGUCUCAUAUAAAAGCCGUGUGAUGCUCCUGACCAACCGCCGACCCCUCCCCCGCCAUCCAUAAGCAAGCAUUGCUCCCGCGCCUACAGCUUCCUUCUCUCAACUCCACGACCCCCUUCAGCGUAUCCUACUAUCCUUUGGUUGCUAGCAUGAGUAGCUACGAUUAUUACGGCGGCGACGGCGCCCACAAUCAGCAGCCUCCGCCGCAGCAGGGCUACGGCUACAGCCCUCAGCAACCGUCGUACGGACAGCAGCCCCACGAUCAGUACUCGCAGGGCCACAGCCCGCAUCCUCCGCAGCAGGGCCAGUAUGCACCGCCGUCGCACUCGCCUUAUCCGCCCCCACAGCAGGGCUACGGCCCUCCACCGGGAGACUACAAUCAAGGCUACGACCCCAACCGCAGCCAUUCUCCCUACCCUCCGCAGGGAGAUCACAACCAAAGCUACGAUCCAAAUCGCGGCCACUCGCCCUACCCACCUCCAGCGCACCAGCAGUACGCUGGACCCCCGCAACAGGAAUACGGGGGCCAGCAACAGCAUCAAUAUGGCCAGUCCGGCGCUCCUGGCGCUCCCGGUGCUCCAGGCGGUCCCGCUGAGGGCGACCGCGGUCUCGGAUCCACCUUGAUCGGAAGUGCCGGCGGCGCGUUCAUGGGACACAAGCUCGGUGGUGGAGCGCUGGGCACGGUCGGCGGUCUCAUCGCUGGCGCCGUCGGUGCGAACAUGUUGUCAGACAAGCAUGACGAAAGAAAAAGAAGCAUAAGAAGCACGGCAGUAGCUCGCACCACGGCUCGUCCCACGGCUCGUCGUACGCUGGCUCUGCUGCCGGACUGGGAGGCCUCUACGCUGGGAGCCACAGCAGCCACGAAGCGGAAGUGAAGCUCGGAUAGCCUGUUUUUUGUACUGUCUGCGUUUUGGAUUGCUUGGUUAUGCUUGCUCUUAGUGGAGACACGACGUCUGCGAUUGCAGUUCUUGGUGCCCUAGAGGCUGCUCAAUAUCCAGCGUCAUCCCUAUAAUGAAGCCUUCAUGAGUACUGUUUCGUGCCAGCCAAUAAAUUCUGUGACUUCAUAAAAUACGG